AUCGCCACUUUCGCCAUAGCCCCGAUUCUCCGCACGAAAGAACUCGUCCCCAGCAUGGAGGGCCUUACGCAGUAUGCUGCUGAGCGGAUUGCAAGGAGAAUGGCAUUCAAUCGGGAGGAUUUCGCCGAUGGCGAGGAGCUCUGCUCCUACGGCAAGCCUGCAGCCACUGCGUACGUGAUACGGACAGGGAAGAUCUUCUCGGAAGUCUACCAGGGCAGGCUGGAGAUCCUCCACAAUGACCUGCGAUGCGUUGGCUUCACGGAGAUGCUGGUCGGCAAGACGUACCAGGAGACGGUCAAGGCAAAGGGAAUGGUACAGGCGUACAAACUGACAUACUCGGACAUGCUCGAGCUCUUGGGAUCCUCCAGCGAGUCCUACGUGCUCGAGCAGAUCAAGAUUUCGGCUCAGAAGCAGUUCCGCAAGGUGAAGAAAGCGCACAUUGGCAUGCGAUGGAACCUGCUGCUAGACAGCAUCCUCAGCAUCAUCGAAGUGCCCGAUCAAACAGAGAACGGAAACAUGUUGCAGAUCAUGAUGGGCGCCAUCGGACAGCGCUCCCCUCGCCCGCGAUGACCCUACUCCCUCACACUGCUCAGUGCAGGCUUGUAUAUCAUAGUUGUUCAUCAAAUCA
Messenger RNA from Guillardia theta CCMP2712, 628 nucleotides. RefSeq lists its product as hypothetical. The transcript has 3 exons. The record is from RefSeq and is a predicted model, not a curated record. NCBI's taxonomy places the organism in Eukaryota, Cryptophyceae, Pyrenomonadales, Geminigeraceae. The coding region runs from base 55 to 570 and encodes 171 amino acids.